Messenger RNA from Alligator mississippiensis (American alligator), 6630 nucleotides. Its product is annotated as 52 kDa repressor of the inhibitor of the protein kinase. NCBI's taxonomy places the organism in Eukaryota, Metazoa, Chordata, Crocodylia, Alligatoridae. The transcript is spliced from 2 exons. The coding region runs from base 282 to 2012 and encodes 576 amino acids. Gene Ontology annotation, molecular function: protein dimerization activity. The record is from RefSeq and is a predicted model, not a curated record.
GGCGCGCCGAGGGCAGCCCCGCGCGACGGGCUGAAGGAAGAACCCCACUGGCCCUGCUGGAGAGCCGAGGGCCGGGCUCGGGCUCUGGGGUGCGGGCGGCUCCGUUCCGUUCUCCCCGCCCCGCCCCGCCGGCUCGGGGGCGCGGUGCUGUGCCGGUUGUCGGGCUGCACAGCGAGGCCUCCGAAACAUCGCCCUGCUGGGCCAACGGGUGCCGCUGUCUUUCCCUCCUGUGCUGUUCCAGGUCCCCGCUCUGCGUGGGGCGCCUCGUGGUCCGGGCCGACAUGGAGAAGAGAUGGAAAGAAGACGAGACGGCCGCGAAUCCGUUCUGUACGAAGCGGUGCGUCGCGACGGUGAAAAGCGAGCCCGACGCGUGGGAACCGCUGGAUCCCGAGUCUGCUGCGGCGCAUCAAGCUCAGCCGUUGGCGCUGGAUCAAAAGGAAGCCCUGCCCGAUCCCGAAACUCCCCACGACUACGACAUUGGGAACUACGUAGACUGUAGGCAUUCGAUAAGCGAUGAAAUUAAGUAUAAACUGCUUACCCAGCCGUGGACCCCUCAUCCGAGCUAUGAGUUCCCGGUGUAUAAAGACUCGGAGAACACGUCGCGAAAAUUUAAUUACUCGUGGCUGAUAAAUUAUCCGUUCGUAUCUUAUAGCGAGAAAUGCGCGGGCGUCUUUUGUCGUGUUUGUGUGCUGUUUGCCCCAAUACAGGUAGGAGGCCAGAAACUGUCUACGCUGGUUUCUCAGCCAUGCAAGAAUUGGCAAAAAGUUACGACAAAAUUAAAAAAUCACACUACAAAAAAGUUUCACGGAGCAGCCUGUUUGGAAGCACAAAUAUUCAGCGAAUGUUAUGAAAAAACCUAUAAAAUUCUCAUACACACGCUGGAUGAAGAAAGAUGUGCCCAGGUAGAAGAAAACCGAAAGAAACUUGCGCCUAUCAUUGAGACUGUGGUGUUUGCAGGUAAAAACGGUCUGCCACUUGGAGGGAAGGAUAACGGUGAAUUGGGUAAGAACGGUGAGAGUAAAUCUGAAAGCAUUUUCCAAUCACUUCUGCGUCUCCAUUGUCAAGCUGGUGACAUAACCUUACACGAACACUUACUAAAUGAGCCCCAAAAUGCAAUAUACAGUAGUGAAACCAUUCAAAGGGAAAUUAUAGAAGCAAGCAAUAUCAUCGUCAGAAGCAAGCUGGUACAUGAAAUAAAUGAGUCGGGUUUCUUUGCGGUAUUCCUAGAUGAUGAAACCACAGUCAUUUCAAAUGUGGAACAAAUGUCUGUCUGUGUGCGAUAUGUCAAAGAAGAUCCAGUUACAGUUUGUGAAGUUUUCCUAGGCUUUUUACCUGUUUAUAACCUGACUGGUGCCGGUUUAGCAAAGGCCCUUUUGGAUUUCUUGAGGGAAUGUAGUCUAGAUUUGACAAAAUUGAGGGGGCAGGGUUAUGAUGGAGCCACCAAAGUGGCUGGCCACGUAAACAGUAUACAGGCUCACAUAAAAUCUGACUUUCCCAAAGCUGCGUACAGCCAUUGUGCAUCUCAUGCUUUGAAUCUUACCAUAGCAAAAUCUUGCACAAUACGUGGAAUAGAAACUACCUUAGGCAUUCUGAAUGAAGCUAUUGGAUAUUUUGAGGAGUCGGCCAAACGGAUGAAGUACCUGUCAGAUGCUAUAAAUGCCACGUGCCCAAAGAGCAGGCACAAACGCUUGCAAAGUGCCUGUGUUACUAGAUGGGUGGAGCGACAUGACAGUAUCAUGGUGUUCGCUGAGCUCUACGAUGCUAUUAUUGCAGCACUGGAAGCAAUGCAGACGGAUGGUGACAAAGCUGUCAGAAAUAAAGCAAAUUUCUACUACAAAAGCGUAUGUGAUUUUGAAUUUAUUAUCAAUUUGACAGUUGCUGAAUUCCUCUUAGGAAUCACUCUUCCACUGUCCAAGGAACUUCAGAGGGUAAAUGCUGACAUUGUGGAAUGUUUUGACCAAGUGAAAUUGGCAGUUGAGGUUUUAGAAGGGGGAGAUUCAGUGACACACUAAAACGGGCACUGCUGGUAUGGACCAGUUUCAGCAGAGCGUUCCAGGUCUGGAGGUUGGCCGAAAGAAAGUGCAAAAAUAUUUGCUGGAGAAAGAAGCAGAGUGUAUGUUGAAACACAAUUGCAAGAGCAAAGGAGCUGUGCACAGAGCAGAUAAGUAUGCAGAGAUGGAUGUGAAAGAGCCUUGAUAGUGAGAACAAGAAAAUUGACCUUGAGGCAAUUAAAACAGGUAACCAAGGGAAAGAUUUAAGGAAGGGUGAGGAAUGUGGUCAGAGAGGUGAGUAGGGAGGUGAUUUCAACAGUAGGGGCCUAUAUGGGCAUGUGGGUUUUGGAGGAUCCAGAGAGGAAAAAUCAGGCUGGGAGAUAAUGAAGGCCUGAACAAGAGUCUUAGCUAUUUUGAGUAAAAUGAUCUCAGAAAUGUUAUGGGGAAAGAUACAGACAUGCAGAUCAAGGGACAAGAGGCAAAAAAUGUGCAUCACCUCCUCUUCUUUCUCCUGUUAACUGUCCUUAGGAACCUGGAGGGUUGUGCUAUCUUAAUGAUGGAGGCAAGUUUAACUGUGAUGGCUUUUAGUCGAUAGCAAGAUAUCAAGAAGUAACUGACAGAGAGGGACUGAAGUGCAGAUCAGAUGGAGGGAGUCAGGUAAGACAUGAGGAGGUAGGAUUGCAUGCAAGUCAUCAGUGUAAUUUGAAACUGGGUAGACGAGGUCAUCCAAGGAGUGAAAGAGAAGAAGGGCCAAGAAUGGGAUAUAUGGAAGAGCAUCUGCAGAAGGAGUGACUAGAAAGGUGGAAAGGGAAACAGAGGAGGACAAGAGUAGGGCAGACAGUGUCAAAAGAAACAGAGAGCAAUGCAGGAAAAUGAGGGUGGAAUACAGGCCCUAGAUUUGCCUGUGCAGAGGUACGUAUGCUGUGUUUUACUUUUCCAUGUUAGCAGGUGAAUAUGGCUGCAUUUUGACUAAAGACAUGUAGUGUUAAGGUCUGCUCUGAAACAUGAUCCUACCCAGAAUGGUGUUGUGCAGUCUCACAUCUAUUCUCCAAAACUCCUGGGUCAGAUCUGCUUCUUUUACAAGUACAUGCAUGUUUGUUUGCUUUUUAUAACUACCAGCACUGCAAAUUUAGCACUAGAAAGUCUAGUAGUUCUGCAUCUGGCAUUUUCAUCAUCACCACUAACAAGGAUUUUAUAAUUAAUGUCUGCCCUUGGGUAUGUCUGGGCAACUCUGAUAUCAUCUAAACACGCGCUGGAUUACACCUCUGCAACUCCUUUGCAUAGGUGUAAGAAAGGAGGUCCUGUGACUGGAACAUGCAGUCUGCUGGUGUUAACUAAGAAAGGAACCCAGCUCAUUCUCCUUGAGCUAUGGCAGUUUGACAGGACAGAUGGGAGCAAAAGCCCCUUGUUUUCAUAACUGUGAGUAGAUAAAGGACACAAAGGUAACAGGUCUGCUGAGGCAUAUUUACCUAUGCUCUUAAGAGAAGCUGCUUGCUUUCAGAAAUGGUGAAAACCAACACUUAUGUCUGGAGGUUUUGAAUGGUCUGUCACUAGUAAUCCCUACAUUCUCAGUAAUAAACUUAGAGAUGUGUCAUCUCUUCCCAUUUUUAUAAUUUUAUUUGAAACAGCACUUGAUAUCUAGUCAGUUUGGUUGUUUCUCCCAUAUAAUGAACUUUCCCUGUUGCUGUGUAGAUGCCCUGUAUACGUUUUUUUUUGUAAGUAAUGUUCAUGAACAUGCAUAGUUGGUAGCAAGACUCGGGGCAAAGGUUGUCAUCUCUGAAAUUGUUUUUUAGCUUGCUUUUAUAUAGUUGUAAUACAGGAAUCAUGAAAGCUGAUAUAUUCUCUUAAGAUCCAGUUUCUUUUCAUAUCUGCCUUCAAAUCUUUUAUUCUACUAACAGUGCCCAUCUUGAUAUGUCUUCUAUGUAAUGCUGCUUCUGUCUUCAAAUCUCCCAUUCUAUUCUCAGACAUGAAGCACUAGUUCAACCCUCUUCUUUCAGAUAACCCCUAAAGAAUUCCCCUGUAUGGACAGGUUGUAAAUACUAAAAUACUAAAAAAGAGAUCAAAUAAGAGGGAAGGAGUGAGCAAUGAGAAAGAAGACAGAGAUCAAAUAAGAGGGAAGGAGUGGCCAAUGAGAAAGUAGACAACUUAUGUUUAAAAUACAAAAAUGUCUUGUGGCACUAUCAAGUAAUCUCCAUUUUGUGACACGCUUCACACAGUGUUUGCUAUGGUGGCUAUUUGCAUUAUUUCUAUAAAUAGCAUGUAAGAUGGUUUUGCAUGUCUUUUGAUCUGUAAUGGCCUUCACAUGUUUUGAGCCCUGUUUAAAUAAGCUGUAUACUAAAUGGAAGAAUAUAGCACCUUUGGUUAUUUUAAGAAAGCUCCUUUUCUUCCUCCCCCACAUGUUCCUACUUCUCAACCAGCUGUUACAGAGGUGGUGCUGGGCUUUGGCGCUAGUCCUGCCCAGCCAUCUUCUGCAGAUGAGAGAGUCCCUCAGAUAGAGUGUGUUAGGGAAACAAAUUAUGAGACUCUUGGAAGAAACCCAAAAGCGAGAAAGUCCAUCCACUUGCAUGCAAAGAGCAGAGUAAUGUAGAUGUUAGGUUAGAAACAAAUACUGUUGCUCUUCUAAAUCAAGCAUUUGUUCAAGUUAAAACUUUGGAAUGAACUCAAAACAGUUCUUAGAGGACAUUUAUCUGUCACAAAAUCACCAGAAAGUAUAGUGUCUCUGGCCACAAGCAGGCCAGAACUGAAAAAGAGAUAAGAGGAGGUUGCAGAUCAGAAUGUUGUUCUGGUACAAUUGUGUUUCCAUACCAGGAGCCCGUAUCAUGGAUGUCUCUAGUUACUAGCUAUUUGUUUAUCUUGCCUCUUAGGAACUGAAAUAAGUACGAGCACCGUAAUGUGAAUGAUAAAAUGUAUGUCAAGUCAAAAUGGAGAGGCUUAUUGGAGAAGUCCUCUUUGAUAGUCAUCCGAGAACAUAAGAGAAGUCAAGCUGGGAAAGAACUGCUGAAUCAUCCAUGUGUGUGAAAAGUUGGUUUUGUGUUGCAAGGAGACAUGGCUUGGAAAGAAUGGCUUGCCUCUCCUCUUUCACCAGGUUACUCCCUGGCUCCUUCCAGUUUGUCAUGUGUUAUAAGGUCAGUGCAGUAUGUUAGGAUAUAGCAUGAUUACCGUGUUACUUAUUUUCAAAUACAGUGUAUUCUUUUCUCUAUGUGGUGUGACCAAGCUAUGCUAUGGAAAUGCUACACUGGCCCCUUGAACGAAAGAAGGGGCAGGAUGUUACAAUUAGAAGUUUUGUUGGAAUUUGGGAUUAGAUUCCAAAUUCCAGUGCUGGGAAACAGAGUGUAAAUGUUACAGUUCGUGAGAGGCUGGACUACAGAGAAACUGUGCAAGGAGAAUUAACUACCUGUCUUCAGUGGCGGGAACCCGAUCAGUCAGUUCAUAGGCCGGGCUAAGCCCCUCUUGUAAGGUUGCAACCAUACGAUAUUCAUACGAUUAAUUGUGAAAAUUUGAUUUCCAACAAGAUCCCAAAUCCUGGUAGGAGUGAGGUUUCAACUUCCAGACAAAUCUUUGCAAAGGUCGUUUAUGUGGCCUUAGAGAAAUCAGGUAGCAUUAGGGAGGGAAAUCCAUGGCAACAAAGGAAAGGAAGGGGAGCAGAAUUCCUGAUGGGGGAUGAAAAGGAAAGUCUGAGUUCGGGAGGUGAAUCCGAGUUCUCUUCAGUUGACAUUGCACAACAUUACUAUUUCAGUUUGGUCAUUUUCAGCUGUUGUGUUUCUGCUCCUAUAGGGAUGUGGAAGGUACAUUUUUGGCAUUAAAAUAUGCAAACAAUUGGGUUAUUUUCCUUCCUAUGAAACCAUGUGUGUACAACCAUAGUGCAAUACAAUGGGGACAAGCUGCCCUAGUAAUACCCAAGCUAUAAAGGCUCAAGACCAGCUUUGAUGGAAUCUAUACAGCCGGCCUAGCCCACCUGCUGAAGCUUUCAGACCUACUAAUGUCGAGUCAAUGUUUCUUCCACAACUGUGUGAUUAAUUAUUUUACAGGCUUUCAAAUGGCAUUGGUUUCAACUGUUAGUGUGAGGUUUCUGAAACUAGCCAGAUCAAGUCAUGGAGAAAGACUCACUGGUUCUCCAAAGUGUGUGGCUGGGCUGGUGACUUUUUUUCUUUUAAGUAGGACUGUUGAUGCUUGAAGGGAUCAAACAAGCAGAAGAAUUCAUUGUGGCAAGCGCCUGCUUGGGGUUAGUUUCAGUAAGUCUCUUAUUAUCGGACGGUUUUCCAGGUGCGGUGUUGUCUUCGUGCCCACUUGAAGGAUCUGAAAAACAAACUUCAGCUGCCAUUAUAUUGCUGCAUUAUCUCCACAUUAACUUUUACAGGCAAACAUUGCUUUUGGGCUUAUAUGUGGGAUAUACCCCAGUGACUUUAGUGGAAGCUUUGUACACUUUAUGACAGUAUUGACUUGCACCUAAAAUAUAUAGCUUGUGCUUGCUCAUGUGUAAUCUCUGUCUGUCUCUCUCUCUCUCUCUCUAUAUAUAUACACAUGCUGUGCUUGGCUUGUUUUGGUUGCACCUGAUGAAGACUAUCAAGCGUUCAAAAGCUUGUCGAACUCUAUCCCAACUCUAGAGUUGGUCCAAUAAAAGCUACCAGCAUAAGAAAUC